CCGACAAGUCUCUUUCUUUCAGCCUCUCCGGCAAUAAGAGAGCACCAGCACCACCAGUCGGCACACUGUUCACCAGCUAUCUCAUCCAGUAUCCACUUCAGUUGCAUCAUCCAGUGCCGUACGAUAGAUAGAUACAUGUAGCCCGCUAGGCUGGAUAGCUUCGGCCUGAUAUGCCAAUCCACCCAGCACACAAUCUUGACGCCAGAUCUGCAGCUUGGCAAUUCGACCUCUCCAACAACUCACCCACCAAUCUCGGCCAUCUGACGCCAUUAAUACGUUAUUACCAUGGUCCUCUACAGCUUCUACAUCUUCGAUCGCCAUACGGAGUGCAUCUACGCGCGCCGUUGGACACCACGCCCUACCUCUGACAGCUCCAAAGCCGCAUCCGCGCGCCCACAGUCCGGCUCCUCCAUCACCUCCAAUGGCGCAAACAACACCACCAGCAACGAUGCAGUGGCUGCCCCGCACGCCCGCAAACCCAUGUCGCACUCGGACGACGAGAAGCUCAUCUUCGGCCUCGUCUUCUCGCUGCGCAACCUCGUCACCAAGCUCGGCGGCUCCGACGACACGUUCCUCUCCUACCGCACCGGCGAGUACAAACUGCACUACUACGAGACGCCCACCCGCAUGAAGUUCGUCAUGCUCACCGACACCAAAGUGAUCAAUUUGAGGCAGUACCUACACCAGAUCUGGGCCAAUUUGUAUGUCGAGUAUGUGGUGAAGAAUCCGCUUGCGCCCACCGAGCAUCCAGGAGGCAUUGGCGUGGCGAAUGAGCUGUUUGAGAGGGGGCUGGAGGCCUUCAUCACGGCCGUCUUGCCAGCGUGAGGAGAAAAGGCCAAAUACUGGAGAUAAGCAUCCAAAAGUCGCGUUGGACGCAAGAUAGGAGGCCAGACACACGCUACGAGCAAUUGUCGCUACAAG
Messenger RNA from Cucurbitaria berberidis CBS 394.84, 921 nucleotides. RefSeq names its product trafficking protein particle complex 1. The coding region runs from base 286 to 825 and encodes 179 amino acids. Gene Ontology annotation, cellular component: TRAPP complex. The record is from RefSeq and is a predicted model, not a curated record. The transcript has 2 exons. Gene Ontology annotation, biological process: endoplasmic reticulum to Golgi vesicle-mediated transport. NCBI's taxonomy places the organism in Eukaryota, Fungi, Ascomycota, Dothideomycetes, Pleosporales, Cucurbitariaceae.